AUUUGAAAGAUACUGAUUACAAAUUAUAAGGAGGAUGAAUAUAUCAUUCCCAAACAUGAAUGAACACUGUGCCAAUGAUAUAUAUUGCUAUAAGGUACCACGGACAGAUUCUGUCAGGACAUUAUUAUAUUGCCUUCUUUUUUUAAUUGAUAUUGUAAUAAUUGGUGGGAACCUUUUAGUCAUGGUUUCUAUUUCUCAUUUUAAACAGCUUCAUUCUCCAAACAAUUUUCUUGUCUUUUCACUGGCAACUGCAGAUCUUUUGGUGGGUGUUUGUGUUCUACCCUUCAGUGCUGUGAGGUCUGUUGAAACCUGUUGGUAUAUGGGGGCUGCAUUUUGUAAGCUUCACGCCAGUGUGGAUUUCAUGCUUUGUACAGUUUCAAUUUUACAUUUAGGAUUCAUUGCCAUUGACCGCUAUUAUGCAGUAUGUGAUCCACUCUGUUAUACAACAAAAAUCAACUUCCAAGUGGUGGGUAUCUUUGUAGCUGUUGGGUGGAUAAUAUCAUUUAUGUACAGUUUUGGUUUAAUUUAUGAUCGUGCUUACUGUAGAGGUUAUGAAGAUUUGGAAGCCCAGUUAUCUUGUAAUGGUGAAAAAUGCAUUUUCUUAUUUAAUGAAACAUGGGUUUUAGUUAAUGCAUGUGCAUUUUUCAUACCUUGCUUUGCAAUAAUGAUUAUAUAUGGAAAGAUUUUCAAAGAAGCAAGUAGACAAGCAAGAAUCAUACAGAACAUGGAAAAUAAAAAGCAUAAUGUAGAAGAAAGCAAAAAUAAAAUCUCAAAAAACAGAGAAAGAAAAGCUGCAAAAACAUUAGGUAUUGUAAUGGGAGUGUUUCUAUUUUGUUGGAUGCCCUACUUUUUUAUGUGCUUGUAUGAUGCUCAAGGAAAAUUUUCAACAGCUCAGCCAGUGAUGGAAUUUGCUGUCUGGUUAGGUUAUACAAAUUCUGCUUUUAAUCCAAUGAUAUAUGGUUUUUUCUAUCCCUGGUUUAGAAAAGCUCUGAAAAUUAUUCUAACACGUAGAAUAUUUAAUUCUAACUCUUCAACAUCCAGACUAUAUUCAGAAUGAUAAAAGAAUGUACUUGCUUCCAAGAAAAUAUGAUAGUUUUUAAACAUUCAAGGAUACUAAGAUGUUCUUAAAUAAAUAAUUAUACCUACAUUUGAAGGGGGCACGGUGGCACAGUGCUACAGCUGCUGUCUUGCAGUAGCGAGACCAGGGUUCACAUCCUUCCUGAGUGGAGUUUGCAAGUUCUAACCAUGUCUGUGAGGCAUUCCUCAGACAGUCCAAAGGCAUGCAGGUAUGUGGAGUGGCGAUAAUAAAUUGUCCCUAGUGUGUGGUUGGGGUGUGUUUGUGGUUUUCCCUGUAUCAGUUUGUUCCUGCCUUGCUGGUUGGGAUAGACUCCCGUGACCCUGUUCAGGACUAAGCGGGUUAAAAAAAUGACAUGA
Messenger RNA from Erpetoichthys calabaricus (reedfish), 1434 nucleotides. Its product is annotated as trace amine-associated receptor 4-like. Bases 35 to 1057 code for a protein of 340 amino acids. Gene Ontology annotation, cellular component: membrane. The record is from RefSeq and is a predicted model, not a curated record. The transcript has a single exon. Gene Ontology annotation, biological process: G protein-coupled receptor signaling pathway. Gene Ontology annotation, molecular function: trace-amine receptor activity. NCBI's taxonomy places the organism in Eukaryota, Metazoa, Chordata, Cladistia, Polypteriformes, Polypteridae.